GCCUGACAAAAUAUUCAUCUGCAAAGUUGAUGUUGCGAUACUUACUGCUGAUUCAUAUUUUAAUAACAGGCGUUUGUACUGCAGGCAGUACGUAUACGUACAAGAGCCCCAUCAGCAGCUUCUUGUCGUCCAUAGCAUUAGGUUCAGGACUUGUUGCACAUGCAUUGAUACUAAAUAUAACACCACGUCUUUUUGCAAUCAACAUACGAGCAACAGUGGUCGGUUGUUGCUAUGCUACCGGCCAAAUAGGGUCUAUAAUCAGCUACCUACUAUUUCUGUUCCAUCCACUAAGUAACAUAGUUAUAAUGGUAAUAGAAUUCUGCGUUACGCUGAUCCUUAUUGGACUAUUAUUCAUAUUUCCCGACGUGGAUCAACGGGAACUACCAGAUGUUAUGAAGGAUAUGGAUUAUUUCUCCGAAUUAUCAAAACCACUGCGAUGGGUUUCUCAAAAGACCACUUCACCAUCGUUGGAGGAGGUGGAAAUGAGAGUGCAUUCUUUUGGGAGCACUGCUUAUCGUGCUUCUACGUCUAAUGCCUCUGAAGUAUUCGCUCCUGCACAGCGAAUAGGCUUCGUCAGACUAUGGAGAGUUUUCAUCAACUACUAA
Spodoptera littoralis (African cotton leafworm) is the source of this 605-nucleotide messenger RNA. The record is from the annotation of a GenBank genome assembly. Lineage: Eukaryota; Metazoa; Arthropoda; Insecta; Lepidoptera; Noctuidae.